Drosophila montana is the source of this 5310-nucleotide messenger RNA. It is a transcript of the gene kek2, whose product is annotated as kekkon 2. The record is from RefSeq and is a predicted model, not a curated record. Bases 819 to 3608 code for a protein of 929 amino acids. Gene Ontology annotation, molecular function: protein binding. NCBI's taxonomy places the organism in Eukaryota, Metazoa, Arthropoda, Insecta, Diptera, Drosophilidae. The transcript has a single exon.
UAACGAGCAAAGCAGCAACAGAAGCAGCAGCAGCAGCAAAAAUCUGUACACGUGUCGCAUACACAAUGCGAAGCAUGCGGCAAGGGAUCGACGACAGCAGAGACAACGGCAACAUCAGCAACAACAACACCAACAAAUGAAUUGCGUUAUAAUUUCAUUAAGGACAAAAACCUUUUCAGUCAACGGCAAAAAAGUUGAAGGGCUAAGAAGAAAAGGACGAACGCUUAAGUAGACUAAAGUAGAGUAAAAGUGAAGCAAAGCCGCAGGACCCAAGAGGCGACAGUAACAAAAGCCUUGCCAACUCACAGGCCCUGCCAAGCAAAAAUCAAGCGACUGGCAUUUUUAUGAAAUUAAUACAAAAGACGCAGACACAGCAGCGACAGCGGGUGUGGCACUGAGAACAGUUGCGGCAAAAAGGGGCGCCACAUCAGCAAUGACAGCAGCGACGUGGACACAAUGAUGAGCACUCGCACUCUGAUAAUAAUGGCGGCCCAGCAACGGGCUAGCGGGAAGCGCUUUUAUUGCCUGACACUCGAGUAGGCAACGUGAUUCGUUGCCAAGUCGAGACGACAGCCAAACCGAGUAGCCGAGAAGCUGAGAUCAACGUUAUAUUACAACGACUGCGCUUAGAUGUCGCUAAUGAUAUUUGCGUGACGCGGAAGAGGAACUCUAAAAACGUCACCUUCAUUUACUAAUUUGACAUGCAAACGUGACCAAGUGUCGCACAACCUUCUAAAAAUAGGAAAGCCAAGACAAAAAAAAAUAACAAAAAACUCAUAAAGCUUAGACAAAGCCAAUAGACAAAACGGUGUAACACAAUGCCACGCCUAUUGCAAUUACAACUCCCACUGCUGCUGCAGCUUCUGCUGCUGCAGUGCAUCCUUGCCUGCCCGCCGGAUGUUUGUGUUUGCAAAUGGAAGGGCGGCAAGCAGACGGUUGAGUGCGGCGGACAGCAGCUGUCAAGCCUGCCGGAGGGCAUGGAUCCGGGCACACAGGUGCUCAAUUUUACCGGCAACGGACUUCAAGUAUUGCAGAGCGAGCGUUUCCUGCGCAUGGAUCUGCUCAAUCUGCAGAAGAUCUAUUUGUCGCGCAAUCAGCUGAUACGCAUACACGAGAAGGCAUUUCGCGGACUGACCAAUCUGGUGGAGCUCGAUCUGAGCGAGAAUGCGCUGCAGCAUGUGCCCAGCGAAACGUUCCAGGAUUACAGCUCACUAAUGCGCCUCUCACUCAGCGGCAAUCCCAUACGCGAGCUAAAGACCUCGGCCUUUAGGCAUUUGUCCUUUCUGACAACCCUGGAGCUGUCCAACUGUCAGGUGGAGCGCAUCGAGAAUGAGGCCUUUGUGGGCAUGGACAAUCUGGAGUGGCUGCGCCUGGACGGCAAUCGCAUUGCCUUCAUCCAGGGCGCGCAUAUACUACCCAAAUCGCUGCACGGCAUCAGCCUGCAUAGUAAUCGCUGGAACUGCGACUGCCGCCUGCUGGACAUAUACGGCUGGCUGGUUAGUCACAAUACGCCGCUGGCCGAGGAGCCCAAGUGCAUGGAGCCGGCGCGUUUAAAGGGCCAGGUAAUCAAGGGUUUGCAGCGGACGCAGCUCGCCUGCCUGCCCGAGGUCAGUCCGCAGUCGAGCUACACGGAGGUGAGCGAGGGCCGCAACAUGUCCAUAACAUGCCUGGUGCGCGCCAUACCCGAGCCGAAGGUGCUCUGGCUAUUCAAUGGCCAGGUAAUGAGCAACGAUAGCCUGCUGGACAAUCUGCACAUGUUCUACUAUAUAGACGAGAGCGGCGGCAGUGGCGCCGAGGAGAAACGCAGCGAGAUCUUCAUAUACAAUGUGGGCGCCGAGGAUAAUGGCACCUUCUCUUGCGUGGGCCAAAACAUAGCCGGCACCACGUUCAGCAAUUAUACGCUACGCGUGAUCAUCAAGGAGCCUCCGGUGGUGAAUGAGGUCUCCUUUCCGCGCGACUAUAUGAACUACAUUGUGGCCAGCAGUGCCGGUGGUGGCAUCAUCUUCGCCGUGUUGCUCUGCACCAUUGUGGUCAAGUGCAAGCGCGGCACGGAGCCGGCCAAGCGCAAGAAAUGCGACCAGGUGACCAGCAUUGCUGGUGCCACCGACUCGACCAAUGGCAACAGCCAGGAUACCGGCAUGAUGAAGUGCGCCUCCAUACUCAAUGAUGGCGAUAGCUUAAACGGCGGCGCCGGGCUGCUGCUCAGCGACAAUCUGACACCCACCAAGGCCAGCAACGGGUCUGCCGGCGGUUCUGCCAAUGUUGGCGUUGGCAGCGGUGGCGGCCUCAUUCUUGGCGGUCAAAUGAAACAGAAUCUACUGCUCUACGCCACGCCCAAUACGCAUCCACAUACCCAUGCCCAGCAGCAUCAACAGCACCAGCAGCACCAGCAGCACCAGCAGCAGCAGCAACAGCAGCUACAGCUCAACGUGAACAUGAUGAACGCUGCGGCGGCUGCAGCUGCUGCCGGGUCGCCCCCGCUGCUGCUGAGCAACGGCCUGGCUGCCGCCUACUGCUCGCCACCUGCGUCGCUGCGCAACUACCCGGAGAAGAACCCAGAUCUGGUCAACGAUGCGGAGAGUGUCAAGCACAAGCUGAAGACGGCCGUCUCGCUGGAUGGCGCUGCCGACUAUGAGACAGCCAGCGACUGUGGGCAGUAUGAGGGCUGUUAUCAGCUGGCCACGGCCACGCCCCAUGCGCAUGCCAUGCUGGGCAUGGGUUCACGCUUUGCUGCCGCCAUGACGACCCUGCCGCGUGGCAUGCAGCUGAAAUCGGUGCUGAGCUCUGCGUCCGCAGCAGCAGCCACAUCACCACACCAGGUGGAUGUGCAUUUGAAUCCGGUUUGCUUUUUGGGCCAGGAUGGCUACGCCUACGACUACAGCAGCGCGCACCUGGUGCAACAGGUGGCAGCCGCGCCGCACAACCAACAACAGCAACAGCCGCAGCAGAACUUUUACCGCACGCUUCCACAUAAUCGCGCCCACAAGCAACAGCAGCAGCAGCAGCAACAAUUUGCGGCCGCGGCAGCUGCACAAAAUGCCAGCCUGCGCUACAGCCUGGAGGCGGAGUUUGUACAGCGCGCACCUCCCGUUGCCUACGAGAAAUAUCAGUUACCGAAUGUACGCUUUACUGCCGAGGGCUAUCCCCAGCAGCAGCAGCAGCAGCAGCAGCAACAGCAACAGUUGCAGCUGCAGCAGCAAUUUCCCUCGCCACCAGAGGGCUACAAGAGCAGCGAUCUGCCGUUGCCAGCCUUCCAGCAGUGGCCGAGCUGCCUGCCCGGCUAUCAUGCACAGCCAUUGCGCUACGGCCACAGCCCAUCGCCCUCGCCAGCGCUGACAGCAGCAGGAGCAGCUGCGACGCCCGCACCCACGCUGGAGAGCAAUGCGGUCAACGGCAGCGCCACCAUACCGGAACUGGAUGAGAGCGAAACAUCGCCCAGUGGCUCGAAUGCGGCCAUGGCCGAGGCGGAGUGUGCUGGCCGCAGCAAUAGCAACAGCAACAGCACGGAGUCGUCGGAUACAUCUAAGCUGAAGCAGCUGAACGGACCGCUGGCGGACAGUCCGGAUGAGGGCUACGUGGGUGAUGCGCAGGAAACGAGCGACAUUUGACAACGUGGACCUGCUGCCGGCCAGGAUGCUGCCUUAGACGACUCAGUGGCUCUGUAAAUAGCCGCGCGCUGAUGACACGCACACAGACAUGCGCGUACUUAAAUAGAUUUAGUUUGUGUCCGUAUCCGUAUCCUUUGUUGCAGUUAGCCCACGACAAACAAGCUGAUGAAACAACAGUCGCCGAGUCAAACAAAAGACGAAAACUUAACCCAACCUGAAACUAAGUCCAACAGCAGAAGAAAACAAAAAUAAAUUUAGCGAACCGAAUUAAAUAUGCCCUUGCAGAAUGAACAUUAAUAAUAGAGUAUUCCGAAUUGACAAAAAGUUUGGUGAGCCGAAUUAAAUAUUAACUUGCAGAAUAUUUCCUUAUAAUGGAGUAUUCUGAAUUGACAUGAACCGCAUUAAAUAUGCCCUUACAUAAUGAAUCUCUAAUAAUAGAGUUUUCCGAAUUGACAAACAGUUUGAUAAACCUGGCAGAAUGUGCCCUUAGAAUAGAGUAUACAGAAUUGGCAGAAGUUUUUUGCUGCUGUUUGCCUGAAAAGUAUUUUUUCCCUAUUUGACUUUAAAGUAUAUUUUAAAAAAUAUUUCAAUAGUCAAAAUAAUUUAUUUUGUCUAGGAAUUGAUCAGGGUUCAAUUAGUAAUCCAUUUGAUUAGAAAGUUCAAUGCUCUAUAGAAAGAAAUUGAAAGGGAAAGUUAAUGGUAUUGUAUAUUUUGUGACCCCAUGGUUAAUAUUUUUGUUGGCAAACUUUUUACGCAAGUUGCUUGUCCCCGCUGCAAGGGUAUAACAAAAGGGCAGAGGCGACCUAACCUAAUAAAGCCGAAAAACAAAGACGCGACGCUAAACAAAAGGCUCCGACUCAGGCUCCGGCACCGGCUCUAGUCCCGACUCUAGCCCCGGCUCUGACUUCAGCUUUGGCAGUUGUUAUUGUUGUGUUUGUUGUUGUUGUUAGGACAGACUCCUGCUUCUGCACCGCGCCGCUCGGCCGUCCAGCCAUGGCUAUGCGUGCCUCGAGUGGCAAGCUGGCAGCAUUUUAUUUCCGUUGAUGUAAUUGAAAAAGUUUUUCAUUUAAUAUAAACUUUUCAGCGUCUUGCCCGGGCUCUCAAGCCAUAAAAAAGGGCCGCGCAAAAUUUUAUUUUUUAAAAGAAAGCAGCAAAGCAAAAGAAAUGCCAGGCCUAUGCCUACUAUUGUUGUGUUGUGUUGCGUGUGUGUGUUUGUGUGAGUUUGUUGUGGGUUUGUUUGCUUGCCGAUUGAGUUGCUUUUGGCGACGUUGUUGGCUGACAAUUGACUUGCCUGUGCCCACAUGUCACAUGCUACAACCACCCAAACCCACUCCAGGCGCAGCCCCAAUGCAGUGGCAACUCGUCUGCGCACUCCAGACUCAAGUGUCUCGUGUGUUGUUGCCAUGACGACACCUGCUCGGUGACACAAAGGAUUUCAAACCUGGACCGAUCUGGGAAUGGGCUCAAGUGGCCUACACGGUGCUGUUGAUUCCUAGCCAGAAGGCGGAUGCCGUGUAGCUGAAGUGCCAAGUGUUCCGGCCAAAUCGCGAGUGGCAUUAAGGGUUUCCUUUUGUAUUGUGCUCUAGUUUAUGAAAUUUUAAUUUGGGCCACAGCAGCACCAAGCUGUAUUUAAAUUAUUUAUUGUAUUUGUUUUUGUCCUAAGCAAAGACUUUGACACACAUUUUCCCCAGGUGUUUUUUUU